AUGAGUUCUCGUCAUAGAAGUCGUUCGCGUGAUCGAGAAAGGCACAAGGAACGAGAGAAGGGGCGGGACAGGGAGAAGGACAGGGAUCGCGAUCGUGACGGAGACCGGGAGCGACACCGGGAUAGAGAUCGCCACCGCUCCAAAAGAAGAAGCAGUAAAGAUCGUGACCGAAGUCGCAGCCGGGAACGUCACCGAGAAAAGAAGCGCAGUAGGAGUCGUAGUCGUAGUAGAAGUCGAGGUAGAAAAUCCAAAGAUAGAUUUGGGCAAACAAGCAAACAAUCAAAACACUAUUGCUCCAUUGCUCUGCUCGAUCAAAUGGUGGGGACUACUACUAAGGCCACAGCUCGUCAAGUGACACCCAAUGGCAAUGUGAACUCUGCCACUCAAGCGGCUAUUUUAGCUGCAGCAGCUGUCGCGCAGACGUUUGUGGCGCAGCGACGCAUCGCAGCUCCGGUGCAGCCGGCGGCGGCCGCGGCUGCAGCCCUCUCGGCGGCCACGGCUAUUCCGCCUCCCACCUCGGUGCAGCAGAAGUUAGAACAGCUACAGGCGCGUACGGAGUCGCGCUACCGGGAUAAAAUGUUGCUCGACCAUCAUCCCGACGACGAUAAAGACGACGGUUUAGGUCCCGAGGGAGAAACGCCAGCAGAAAGACGCGCUCGCCGUCGCCGCACACGCUGGAUGGGCUCUGAACACGAUAAGACCUUCAUUCCGGGCCUUCCCACGGUGCUGCCUUCCACGCUCACUAAAGAACAGGAAGAGCAAUAUCUACUGCAGCUGCAGAUCGAGGAGGUGUCCCGCAAGCUGCGCUCUGGAGACCUCGGCAUCCCGCACAACGUCGACGAGAGGUCCCCGUCGCCCGAGCCCAUCUACUCGACGGACGGGAAGCGGCUGAACACCCGCGAGUAUCGCACCCGCCGAAAGCUAGAGGAGGAGAGGCAUCGCCUCGUGACGCGCAUGCACACGAUCAACCCUGACUUUAAGCCGCCUCCCGACUACAAGCCCCCGAUCAUCCGCGUGCACGACAAGGUGAUGAUUCCUCAGGAGGAGCACCCUGACAUAAAUUUCGUCGGGCUGCUGAUCGGGCCUCGCGGGAAUACGCUCAAAGCCAUGGAGAAGGAGACCGGCGCGAAGAUAAUUAUUCGGGGCAAAGGAUCAGUGAAAGAAGGCAAAGUUGGACGAAAAGACGGACAGCCUCUGCCAGGUGAAGAUGAGCCGCUGCACGCAUACAUAACGGCCACGAGCGCGGACUGCGUCAAGAAGGCGGUUGAAAAGAUCAAGGAGGUAAUUAGGCAAGGUGUGGAGGUGCCAGAGGGGCAGAACGACUUGCGCCGAAUGCAGCUUCGCGAGCUGGCUCAACUCAACGGCACGCUGCGGGAGACGGAGGGGCCGCGCUGCGCCAAUUGCUCGGCCGCCGACCAUAAAACGUGGUUAUGUCCAGACAAGCCCAACGUGACCAGCGCCAUCGUGUGCUCCUCGUGCGGCGGUGCCGGCCACAUCGCGCGCGAUUGUCGCGCUAAGCGCCCGGGCCAAACGCACUUGCCUGCGGCCAAGGCCAAGAUUGACGAAGAGUAUAUGUCACUCAUGGCAGAGCUCGGCGAAGCUCCCCCGCCCCCGCCAUUGGGGGCCUCUGCCCCGCAGCAGCGUCGACCCGCUCAGAACGUGUUCACUGCCACGCCGCCGCCUCGCGCUAUCAUGCCGCCUCCAGGAAUGUUUCCUCCGCCCCCACAUCCUCCGCCGCACCAUGCGCCCUGGCUCGGCGCAGGCAGUCAACCGCCUCCUCCGGGCGGCGCCCCGCCACCGCCUGCCUUCCCGCCCCCACCGCCGCAUCAUCUCCAUCACCAAGGAGACGGCGUUGGCGCGAUGCCUCCGCCUCCGCCAGGCAUGAUGGGCGGCGUUUCGGGCAAUGGAUGGCGCGGUGCGUUUCCCCCACCCUGGGCCGCCCCGCCCCCGCCCUUCCUCGCGCCUCCGCCGCCGCCGCCUCCGGUGUCGUCGUCGUAG
Molecule: messenger RNA, 1998 nt
Organism: Leptosia nina
Lineage: Eukaryota; Metazoa; Arthropoda; Insecta; Lepidoptera; Pieridae
Source: the annotation of a GenBank genome assembly